Alternaria arborescens is the source of this 1575-nucleotide messenger RNA. RefSeq lists its product as hypothetical. Bases 1 to 1575 code for a protein of 524 amino acids. NCBI's taxonomy places the organism in Eukaryota, Fungi, Ascomycota, Dothideomycetes, Pleosporales, Pleosporaceae. The transcript has 5 exons. The record is from RefSeq and is a predicted model, not a curated record.
AUGAAGCUCCUCCUCCUUGCCCUCAUCGGCCUGGUAGCGCUUGUCGCUGCCUCGCCAGUCGAGACCACCGCCAUCACGGUCCCCAAGUACAAGAACAACGGUAUCCACUCUUACAAGUGUGAUAGCAACACGAACGUCCUCUCUUGUGUUUCUUCUGGCACCUGCUCUUUCGUCGAACACUGCUCGACCAAGUGCUUCGCGGACCACCAAGGCGCUGGCUGCAUUGGCUCCUCAACCGUUGCUAUCGAGGCAUCCGAGAAGCGCGACACCGAGACCGAGGUCAACGCCGAGGCAAAGAAGACUUACGAGUGCUCGAAUGACCACACUGGUGUCUUGGUCUGCCAGUAUGGCUUCUGCCAGACCGAUCGCUACUGCAAGAAGGGUACCAAGUGCCAUGACAAGUGUUCUUGCUGUAGGAACAUGGACGUCCUUGAGCGAGACAUCGGUGACGUGGACACAACCAAGGUUAGUUUACAGUCUGAGGACAUUUUUAUUUCACUUCCUUCCAUCACUUCUUCCCCCAUCGUUCCAGCCACCACGUAUGGCUCUUGUAAGCAGACUCAAGCGGGAGUUCAAUCUUGUCGAGAGAACAACUCCAUGAUUGUGGUCUGCGACAUUGCCGAUUACAUGUGGAGAGUUUUGUGGAUUGCACAGCCCGAAUCCGACGACGACUUCCAUGCCCUGCCAGUCACCACGUCCGAUACGCUGGUCUCGCGUGGCAACUGUGUACCUGGCACCUAUUCCUGCGCGCAGAAUAGUCCCUGGAUCGUGGUCUGCGAUUAUAAGGGUACCUACCAGUACUCAUCCGAUUGUGGCGAAACAGAUUGCAUCACGGACAACGUCGUCGCUCAUUGCUGGAACCCGGGCGAGGAGUGGAAGACCUAUGCCAACUUGGCCUCGCGUGUCGACCACCCGCCCCAGGACGGUCCAUGUGUGCCUGGCACGUAUGGCUGCGUGCUAAACCCUUCCACCAAUACCCCCUGGGUCACCGUCUGCGGCUGGAACCAAAAGUUGCAGUACUCCUCUGAUUGCGGUGAUCAGAACUGUCUCGCGAGGGAGGACGGUGCGGCUCAUUGCUGGAACAAAGGCGAUCAGUGGAACGCAAACCCUGCCUCGGUCUCUCGCCGCGAUGAACCAGAGCGAGUCUUACCAGACCUGACUCUGUCUGGCAACUGUUCACCUGGAUCCUACGCUUGCGGCUGGCGCAACGGCACGCAGACCAGCUGGGUCAUCACUUGUGACCAGUCUGGAAACUGGGUGUGGUCAUCCGACUGCGGCCGUGGUAUGGAAUGCGACUACGCCAAUGGUGACGCGCAUUGUGUUCCCCCAAAGUCCACCAUUGGAGCCCGUGAGGAACUGUCCGAAGUUCCAGCAGACUUGGCUCCAACAGCAUCUUGCCGUCCUGGUGAGUUCGGCUGCGCCUGGAGCAAAGACACGGUGACGGAUUGGACCAUUGUUUGCGAUCAGUCCGGAAAACAUUGGUUGUGGUCCUCUGACUGUGGUCAAGGCAUGAAGUGCGAAUGGGGUGGUGGCGUUGCACACUGCGUGCUUAACAAGGUUCUCUUCGAAGCUUGA